This is a messenger RNA of Styela clava, 2497 nucleotides long. RefSeq names its product solute carrier organic anion transporter family member 4A1-like. Gene Ontology annotation, cellular component: basolateral plasma membrane. Gene Ontology annotation, molecular function: protein binding. The record is from RefSeq and is a predicted model, not a curated record. Gene Ontology annotation, biological process: transmembrane transport; sodium-independent organic anion transport. NCBI's taxonomy places the organism in Eukaryota, Metazoa, Chordata, Ascidiacea, Stolidobranchia, Styelidae.
ACUAGGCUGUCGGACACGAGGAAAAUAUUUGCAAACCAGAAUCUAAUAAUAUUGUGGAGGGUCACUAGAGAACAAUUGUAAACAAACGAGGCGUGAAAUGUAAAUGCUCUAUCUGCUGGAAUCGGUAUAGUUUGCCGGUGGAUUAGUUUGCCCAAACAGCGCGAUAUGCUAUUUUGUCAUUUUUUUACUACAGAAGUGGAGUAAAUUAUUUAUUUAGUUUAUGCUUGCGAAUGGAGGGUCCGUAUUCUAGUGUAGAAAAUCUGGAAGAUUUGCAAUAUGACGAACUCCAGGACCAUGAAAACGAAAAAUGCGGAUGUGAAAUACGCUGUGGAUAUAUUCAGACAAAAAGAUACACCUUCAAAUACUUUGAAUCGCUUAACAACCCAAAAGGAGCGUUGCUGUUCUUUUCGAUCGCUUCAUUUCUGCAAGGUGCUGUUGUUAGUGGGCUUUAUAAUAUCAAUGUCAGUACGCUAGAAAAGAGAUUCGCAUUGAGAAGUUCUGAAACCGGGUUUUUAUCAAGUGCUUACGAAAUUGCAGGAUGUCUGGCUUUACCAGUAUUCAGUUAUAUUGGUGGAUCCGGUCAUAAGCCCACGUGGAUUGGAAGCGGAAUAUUUAUUAUGGGUCUAGGUUCGUUGAUUUUCAGCUUACCUCAUUUUCUUGCAUCAACAUACUCAAUUGAAGGAGUGACAGCAAUAGACUGCGCUACUCAACCAACGUGUGGAAAUUUGAGUAUGCGUGUAUACAGGGGAUAUUUUAUUGUUGGACAGAUGUUAAUGGGAAUAGGAUCAACCCCAUUAUAUACACUCGCGUUGUCAUAUCUGGAUGAAAAUGUUGAACAAGUCCAUUCAUCUACAUAUCACGGUAUAUUUUAUGCAUCAUCUCUCUUGGGACCAGGUAUCGGAUAUAUUGUAGGAGGAUAUUUGCUCACACACUUUACUACAUUAGAAAAUCCCGUUGGCGUCUCACCAGAAAGUUCAUCGUGGAUCGGAAACUGGUGGCUUGGGUUUUUAGUUGUUGGCAUCUUGUAUUUUAUCCUCUGUAUUCCAAUCUUCCUGUUUCCCGAAAGAAUGCCUGGUUCAGAUAAAGUUCGAGUUGAUAGGGAAAACGAAAUGCAUCAACAUAACGAUGCAUUAAAAAUCAAGAACGAUAGUAAUUUUGGUAAAAGCCUCAAAGAUAUCCCAAAAAGUCUUUUGUCAUUGUUAAAAAAUUCCACCUUAAUGUUAAUUUCUUUCGCAAAUGCAUUGGACUCGGGAAUGAUAAUUGGUAUUGCAACGUUUGGUCCGAAAUAUAUCGAGUCAAUGUUUAAUAUAUCAGCAUCUACAGCUGCGUUUUAUUUUGGCGUUUUAGCAAUCACGACUGCAAGUUCAGCACAUGUUAUCAGUGGAUGUCUCAUCAGUAAACUGAAGUUAUCUGUGAAACAAAUGUUGAGAAUGAGUGUUGUUUGUGCAAUAACAGCUUUCGCGUGCCUGUUCAUAUUUUUAUAUCGCUGCGACAACACAGACGUCGCCGGGGUAACAGUUCCAUAUCCCGGGGAAUUGAGCGUCGAAUGUAAGCAGACGGAAUGUGGAGGUAGCACCCAGUUAUACAGACCUGUCUGUGGAUAUGAUAACUUAACGUAUUUGUCACACUGCGAUGCGGGUUGUACGGUCGUAGAUACAAAGAACUUCACAAAUUGCACGAAGAUGCGAAAUAUCUCAAAAGUUACUGAAACAUCUCCCGAUUUAAAUAUGUUUACGGCACAAAUGGGACCGUGCCAGCAUAACACUUGUGAUAAAUUUAAUAUAUCUUUGGUCUUUAUGGGACUUGCAGUUUUCUUCACUUUUAUGAAAGGGCAAACUACGCUACAGAGUUCCAUCAGAAUCGUACCAUUUUCACAACGAACCAUAACACUCGGUGUUCAGUGGCUAAUUAUUCGUCUUGUUGGUAGUACACCAAUGCCAAUUAUAUACGGAAAAGUUCUUGAUAUAUCAUGCAUAAUGUGGGGCGUUGUGUGUGGAGAGUGCGGAUCAUGUCAUAUAUAUGAUAACCAUACCAUGUCUACCUAUAUUUCGUUGCUCAAUUUAUCUUUAAAAGGUGUCAACAUCUGCCUCUUAAUAGCAGUUUAUUUUUCGUACAAUCCUCCAACAGAAAAUCAAUCUUAUUUAUUGAUGGACAAUGAAGAAAUAAAUGAACCUGAAAGAACAAUUCAUAUGAACCAAAUUUUGAAUCCUGUUAUAUAAUUCUUUUGUCAUAGGAACCUCAUUUCAACAGACACAAAUAUUUUCAAAUUUGAUAUUUUACGUCAAACCUAGCGCGAUUUAAAAGUAGAGAAGAAUGCCUUCUUUUUUUAACCAAAUAGUCAAGCUUAUGUUUGUAAGAAAUCAUUUCUAUAAAUAAUUAUUAAAAGAUGGGAGGACAUAUUGAAAGAUGUGGUUUUGCGUCAUCAAAGCUCACAUAUUGUUUUACUCACUGAUACAUGGUUGAUAGAAAUAUCAACGAUCCGCCCUGCUAUAUUUAA